CAGCGGCUGUGCUGGGGAACCGCUCCCAGCACGCCGCAGGCUUGCCACUCCCCUUCCCCGCCCGCUCUUACACACGGGAAACUGAGGCACAGAGAAGGGACCUGCCCAAGCUCCCCAGCGAGUCAGUGCAGAGCCGGGAACAGAACCCAGCCAGCCUGACCCCUUGCCUUCAGUCUCGGCCCCUGUGCCGCCUCAGCUGUCAAGUGACUAAAGGUGGAGAAGUAGAAAUAUCUAUGGUGAAACACUUUAGAAUAGAUCUGGAUGAGAAAUAUGAAAUGGCUGAGAAGUGGUUUUUGAAAGAUCUGGAGAUGAUUGAUGGAAAAGAAGCGGACACUGAUAAUCCAUAUUUUGACAUGCACUUUGAGAAGGUCUACAGUUGGGAAGCAUAUAGCUGUGCAUCUAAAUAUGCCUUUGCUCGAACAUUAAACAAAUUGAAUUACAUGUACCUUAAAAAGGACUUGAAGAUUGUGAACUUUGAUAUAACCUACAUAAAUGAUGAUUCACUCUGGUCAUCCAACAAUGGGGACUGUUUGGUACUUAUGAAGAUAUGCUUCUAUGCCUCCAACCUUUUGUGUCUGUCCCUGUGUCCUAUGCCAUAA
Mauremys mutica (yellowpond turtle) is the source of this 599-nucleotide messenger RNA. It is a transcript of the gene EXOC1L, whose product is annotated as exocyst complex component 1 like. Lineage: Eukaryota; Metazoa; Chordata; Testudines; Geoemydidae. The transcript has 3 exons. Bases 234 to 599 code for a protein of 121 amino acids. The record is from RefSeq and is a predicted model, not a curated record.